This is a messenger RNA of Dermacentor silvarum, 4685 nucleotides long. It is a transcript of the gene tmod, whose product is annotated as tropomodulin-like. Gene Ontology annotation, biological process: myofibril assembly; pointed-end actin filament capping. The record is from RefSeq and is a predicted model, not a curated record. Gene Ontology annotation, molecular function: tropomyosin binding. The coding region runs from base 458 to 1660 and encodes 400 amino acids. The transcript has 11 exons. Gene Ontology annotation, cellular component: myofibril. NCBI's taxonomy places the organism in Eukaryota, Metazoa, Arthropoda, Arachnida, Ixodida, Ixodidae.
CACUUUUUUUCCAAAACAACGUGACUCUCCUGCGACUCCUUCUCCGCCUCAUUAUCAUCUCUUCAGCUGUCCUUCGACCAUCGGCGACAACCGCCUUGGCGCGGUAGUGACACAGCCUCAACAAACCCUGCAGAUGCAUUCGACAGCCGCCGCGACCAUCAGCAUCCGCCUGGGAUACCCGUGAACGAGCGCAGGCCCGCGAGAGAACAUCCUUUAGAAUCUUCGGAGUAGGUGCGCGUGCAGAAGGGCCACCGGGACGAGAGAAAGAAGAGAAAAAAAGGCGGAUCUGUUUCGCUCGCCGGUGUGUUGUGGUCAGUGCUUCUGCCUGAAGGAAGUGCCUUUGUUUACGGCGGGCCACCGGAGGCGCCGAAGCGUCCUUGCGUGCAAAGGGGCGUCUCCCCUCUACUCCUCUUUGAGCCUUUUUUUUUAUAUCUCCAGCUCCUGACUGCCUUUAGCAAUGGAUGUCUUAAUGCAGGGAAGCAUCUUCGAGCAGCGAACGAGCGAGUUCUCGAAAACGAUAGGGCGGCGGAUACAAGUGUUCAGCUCCGGGGGCGGGAUGUUCUCAUCACACAACAAGCUCCACAUGGCUGAGAACAUCAUGAAGGACGUGAAAAAAUAUGCCGACAUGGACAUCGAUGAACUUCUGUCCAAGCUGUCUCCAGAAGAACUGGAGCAACUUGGCAACAUGGUGGAUCCAGAUGACUCUCUAAUACCUCCAUCGGAACGAUGUCGGACACAAACCAAGAAGAAGCCAACGGGUCCCCUGAACCGGCGCCACCUGCUGCAGUUCCUCGAAAAGUUUGCACGGGAGCAGGAAGACUGGCCCGAAGCUAAGCCAUUCCAGGCGGGAGCAAAGCGAGGAAAGGUUUUUGUUCCCCGUGUCCAGCCAAAGCCCAAACAAGAUGACGAUGUGGAAGUUGAGCUGGACAUCGGUGAAGACUACGAGAAAGCGCUCAACACAGCAAAUGAGUCGGAGCUGGUGGACCUGGCAGCUAUACUUGGUCUGCACAGCAUGCUCAGUCAGGACCAGUACCACAAUUCUGUGACCAAUCGAAGACAGAGGCCAGGCACAGGAUUUGAUUCCCUGGUGAAGGCAUCAAUGCCCAAGCCCAUGCCAAUGGAGCCGGACAACGACACCAACACGCACCAAACUGCUGAGAAAGUGGCUGCCAAUGAUCCGUCCCUGAAAACACUCAACUGGAACAACAUCAAGAACAUCCGAAGAGAUGACUUCAAGAAGCUCUUCGAAGGUCUCAAGAAGAAUACAAACCUCGAGUCCCUUUCCUUAGCAAACACUGAUCUCACUGACAGCUUAGUCAAGCGUCUCAUUGAUGCUGUGCGGCACAACAAGACGUUGAAGUCGCUUAACGUGGAGUCCAACUACAUCAGCGGACCCGUCAUCAAGGACCUGGUUGAAGCCACCAACGCUCAGCAAUCCCUCGAGGAGCUAAGGGCAUCUAACCAGAGGCCCUCGAUCCUUGGUAACAAGAUCGAGAUGGAGAUUGCACGGCUGGUGGAGAAGAACCGUACCUUGUUGCGGCUGGGCAUCUCGUUUGACGUCCCUGAUGCACGAAUGAGAAUAACGCAACACCUGCAAAACAACUAUGACCGUUUGCGGCUGCGACGCACCGCUUCAGGAGCACAGCUCAGCAGCACCUGAGCUCCUAGGGGAACCUUGUCGAAGCAGUGUCUUUCUUCGCUUACUUUUUUUUUUAACUUUAUAUUCUAGAGGCGAACGGCAGGAGAGCUCCUGACCUAUGUUGCAACAGCUAUGGAGUUUCAUACAGACGUGUGACAGGAAUGAUGGGGAGUGCAUCAGGAUGGAUUAACUUCACGGAGAAUGGCUUCAGGCUUCUUCCAUUUGUUUUAUUUCGGAUUCGCUGUUCUUGUCAGCAGUAAAGAAGUGCUUAACACUCUGCAAGAAUAGUUGAACUUUGAAAACAGUCAAGCAGUAGCACUUGCUGGCUAUUAUAUAGAGCUGAUGUAAGAAGCUACAAGAACAUUCGGGGCAAACUUUAUCAAGAGCCAUACUCUUUUUACCAUUCCUAUGUUCGUUGGCUCACCUCCCGCAAGCACUAGGGUCCGAUUUCUUGUAUGAAGCUCCACAGCAAUGUCAUUACAAUUUUUUUUUUAAAUGAUGUGUGCAAGUGUGUGUUGGACCUACUGCUGCCACUUAAUUGUGACACACUGUGUACAGCCAAAGUUGAGCCAGCAGCAGCAGCAACUAUUAUCCCUAGGUGCAUUUUCUUGUCCUUCCUAUCUUUGCUCAUCUCGCCCGAAAGGAAUGUCACCUCGUCGCAAAGCUUUGUUUAAAGGGUUCGGUAUUAGGUGGCCGGUGGAAAUUCAAAGCUGCAUCUUUUUUUUUUUUUUUAAUGAACUGCUUAAACAAGAAUCUUGGUAGCCGCUCUUUUUGGCGGCGAAGCAGCAAGCCAAAGCAGGAAUAAACAGGGCUUACAGUGAAGUCAUUUUCCCAGACCGCACGUCAGAGCCUGCUCGAUUGCCACUGGGUGUGUGCUGACCUGACAGUGUUCAUUUUAUUGUAGUUCUCAGCUGCAUGCAACAGAUACUGCCUUCCUUUACUGCUAUCCAACUAGCAAGCUAUUUGUGUAACCACCUCAUUCAAAGGAAAGAUUUUCCUUCGCAGUCCAGCUAGGCAUGUCGUUUUUGACAGUGACAUCACCAAACAGUGACCACAUUCUUGAUCGAUCACUUUGGGGAAUAUUUCUUUCAGUGUACCUUGAUCAGUUGGCUGUAAGCUGACAGAAUCAGAUAUGCUGAAAGGAAUGCUGUACAUGCUCCCAUCAGCACUAUUUUCACUUGCCUGAUUGCAUGUUAAGUUACACAAAGGACAGCAUCCCCAAAAGGGUUCAGUUGAGCAUGUGGCCUCUGAUAUAAUGUUGUACUUCUUGCAAGUCAGACCCAUCUGUACACUGCAUGGCUGUCUGCCAGCUGGAGGCAUGACUGAAAUGAGAAGUUCACUGGGUUUUGCACGUAUAUUGGACUUACCAGCAAUCUGCCACUGAUUAGGAAGGUAGUGACAUUUGGUGAAUACUGGGCUGGAACGGCACAUUGAAGUUUGGUGUCACUGUUGUGGUUGCUGGCUUUGAUAGUGUUUCCUGUCUGCUGUAGAGGUGCUGCCCGCAGUCCUGUGUGAACUGCACAAAGAUAAUUGUACAUUCUUCACAUAAACAUUCAUUGUCGCGCAUGUUUUUCUUUCGCACAGUGGCGUGUGUGUAUGCUCUAUGAUUUCAUCUCCACUAUAUCAGCAACAAACCGGUGUUUUUCCUUGUUAGCAGUUCUUUGCUCGUGCCUCCAGUUUAUUGGAGGCAAAGGCCUUGUGUCAUCAUCAUAUUGCUGUCUCACCAAAUCGGUCGUGCACACGAUAUGUCUAGCACCACUACAAGUCACGGCACUGGGCAUCAUGCUUUUCCUGCUCUAGCACUGCCUUUAGUACACUUGACAGCCUUUUGGUUUCAUUAUGUUACAUGCUGUCUGGUUUACGAAAUGUAUUGCUGCUUUGUGAACAAGAGGUGUAGAUUGCUCACAUAUGCUGGUGCGGCAUUAUGAUUGGGCAGAAAGUAAAGGAAUGCCGCAGGCAGCUUCGCUUGUAAGUUGUAUAACUUGUUCAUGUAUCGUAGUAGUAUGAUGAGCCACAUUGCUAUUUGAAAGGAGUUGGUGCUGAAUGAUGUUAAAUGCCAAAGCAUUACCACACGUACUAUUGCACUCAAUAUGAGUUGCAACAAAAAUGCCACAUUUUAUUUCACUAAGAAAAAUGACUGGUCAAUUUUUUUUUUUUUUUUAGAAUGGAGUGCUACCAGUAAUAAGCCCUUUUCUAAAUUCACAAGUGUGCUUUGCUGCAUUGCUUUCUUGCUCAAAUAAUGGCCAAACUAAUAGUCAUUGUUGAAAUUAAGAAAACUGCUAGCUGCACCUGCUAGGGCUUGUUUCUUGUGUAUGGCUCCCUCACAAGAGCUGCGUCUACAUUUUCCAUGUCAAUACAAGCUAACUGUGCUUGUACGCGCUGUUUGCCAAAAUGACUGGGCCACCAUUAAUUGGGCAAACUGCCUUGCAGGAAAGCUAGCUUUACAAUUAAGAAAAGGGCCUAUUGGAACGGCAUUUAGUUCACCAACUUUGCGUGUGUUGGCGCAGCCAUACAGUCUCUCAGCUCCUCCAGUGACAGGCUCCCAUGUAUGCAAAUCAUCUUGAGUGCGAUUGUACAUGGCCGCAUUUUGCCGCUUGAUGUUAAAAUGAGACCCUGUGUUUCGAGACCUUGAAGUAGGUCUUGUGAAGCCUACGUGCUCAAAGGUUAAUUGUGACGUGUAUGUGCAGUUCCGUGAGUACAGCACGAUGCCAUUUCAUGCGUCCACUUUAUUCUUCAGUAAGCUGUACAUAAAUGCAAUGUCCCCUUUUGUUGCCAUUGCAACUGGAUUUUUUAUUUUUUCUUCUUUUUUGUCGUGAGACACAAUGCCGGCAUUUUUGUACCCUUCAUUUGUGACAUGCAGGGUCAGAUAUAACAGAGGAAAAGCUUACCCAAAUGCCUGUGCCAGCCGUUUCAGAUGUGGUGCUCCGUUUGGACGGAACAGCAUUACCUCUUCACCAUGCAUGACAUAUAUUCAGUGCACACAGCCAUGAUUUUGAGCUUAUCAAGCUGUUUGUGUAAACCUUGAGUAAUAAAAUUCACACAUGCA